CACAAACCCUAUGAUCUCCGAUACCCGACCAAAUUGGGGUCGCUUACUUCUGUAAACCCUCUCAAUCUCUUGCAACCAAAUCGACGGUUGCUUCUUACUCUUGCUUCUUUAAAUCGUUGCCUCUUACUCUUGCUUAUCGAAAUCGGCAGCAAGUUUUCGUUUGCAGGUGGUUUUCAAGGAUACAUCUUGUUGAAGAUUGAUGGAUCGGCAGGGUCAUGAUUAUGCAGCGGCUGCUGCCAUGGCAUUUGCACAGCAGCAACAACAAGCAGCUAAUAUACAGCAGCAGCAGCAGCAGCAGCCACCACCAUUUGGUUUUCACCCACAACAUCAGCAAUUCCUACCUUCAGUUCAUGGCCCUCCUUUUCUACCGCCACAUCCUUCUAUCCAACAAUUUCCCCGCCAUCCCCUCAUGCAGCAGCCACAGAUCCACCCUCAUCCUCCAUCCCAUCUUCACCUUCUUCACCUUCCACAACAACAGCAACCACCCCCGAGUUUUCCUCCACACAUGCCACCUCACCUAGGUCCUUCUCCAUUCCAUGGUCCAUAUGAUGCGCCACCACCACCUGCACCUCCUCCUUCUGAUCCCGAACAACAAAAGUGUAUUGAUAAACUUGUCGAGUAUGCAGUCAAGAAUGGCCCUGAAUUUGAAGCCAUGAUUCGUGAAAAACAGCAAGAUAAUCCUGCUUAUAGUUUCUUGUUUGGUGGUGAAGGCCAUAGUUAUUACCGGUACAAACUCUGGUUAGCUGCACGUCCCCCUGGUGGCAUGUUCAACCCUCCUUUUCCUUCAGCUUCUGUUAAUAUGUUGCAUCCUUCUAAUGCUAUGAUGAACCAGUCGUCUUUGAAUGCUCCACACUUAGCUUCUGGUCCUGGGGCAUCUCCAUCUGUGAUUGGUGGGCAUCAAAUGCAUCAACACCCUUAUCCACCAUACUAUGAACAACAGCAUCACCAGCAUUCUCAGCCUUUUGUCGGUCAUGGGCGUCCAGAAUAUGACCAGUCCUCCAGGACUUUCAAAGGUCUCUCUGGGCCACUUCCUUCUGAUGUUGCUUCAGAGAUGAAUAAUGUGCUCAACAGCCUCACAGGCACCAAAGAGUCAAUCAAAGGCGCCAAAAUGUGGUUCAUGCAAAGGUCUCCAUUUGCACCGGCUUUGGCUGAGGCACUUAGAGAUAGGGUGUUUUCUCUGGAUGACUCUGAAAGACAGUUGCAUAUAAUUUACCUUGCCAAUGACAUCUUAUUCGACAGCUUGCAGAGACGUGUCAAUCCUCACGAAAUCGACAAUGAGGCACUUGCGUUUCGACAUGUUUUAGGUUCCAUGCUUGCACGAAUUUACCACAACCCUCUAAACAAGGAUGAAAAUCAAUCACGAUUGCAGAAAAUCCUACAGUUUUGGGCCUCCAAGGAAGUUUAUGAUCCUGAUACUAUACGCGUACUUGAGAAUGAGAUGCUGAAUGGACCACCCGUCGGUUCUUUUCCAGCAAGUAAGAAUGAUACUGUCCCAGGUGAUCCAUCAGCCAUUCCAGGACAUCAACAGCAGGCAUCAGCAACAAGUGCAGUACAUUGGCAGCCUGAUAAACAGGGUAUGGUGCCAAAUUUAUCAGACCAAGAUCAUCCCGAUAAACAAGUGCCAUCUGUAUUGACAUCAUCGAUUCCAAACCCGCAAUUCCUUCCAAGCUCAAUCCCAUCUGGUGGUUAUGGUGGUUCCAUGCCUAUUUCAUCUUCUGUUCAGCUGCCAAAUCAACAACCUGCCCCUCAUAUGCUUCCAGCACCGGUGGGCAGUGAGAAAUUGCCCCCAUACCCUUUGUUCCCACCCGGUCUGAUCCCUGGAAUGGUUAGAAAGAUGCAAAUUGGCAGCGGAGUACCUUACUCUCCCAUGAGCCCUUUGGAUAUUCCAACCGUUAUACCACCCUCGACGGUCUCCCCAUCUGAAAUUCUGGAGAGUGUAUCAAAAUUCUUCAAGGACAUUGGAGAAGUGAAUCCUUCGGAAGGACCCAUGCGAGGUGGCGAUGUGAAGAGUGACGAUGAAGAUGAGUAUGAAAGAGAGCCUCCGGUUCGUAAGGGAGGUGCAUGUAUCCCUCCACCUCCGAACCUGGUAGACCCAGAGACUGGAACGUUUGCGGAUGGAAGCGUGGAGAAGAAACCAGGAUCGAGUGGGUCGGGAAGGCUGGGGCUAGGGGCAACGGCUAACCCGAAUGAAGCUAGUCAGUAUGAUGAUGUUUAUACUUCAUAUAGGAAACAAAGAAGCACGAAUUACCAUUCUUCCAUGAGUGCAAGAGCUUCUACAAGGUGAAGUUGGAUUAUUAGGAUAUUAAUGGAAGAGCAUGCUGCUAUGACUGUUGUUUUUUAUAUUUUUAUUUCUCUUUUGUCUUUCUAGGAUAAUUUGAAAUAUAUGACUCAUUAAUCCGUUUCGUGUCAAAAUUUUGUAACACGUAUUUCUUUUUUCGUUUUUUGUUAAAGUUAAAUGUUGUUAAAGAGAAUCGAA
Cynara cardunculus var. scolymus (artichoke) is the source of this 2476-nucleotide messenger RNA. RefSeq names its product calcium homeostasis endoplasmic reticulum protein. Gene Ontology annotation, biological process: intracellular calcium ion homeostasis; RNA processing. The record is from RefSeq and is a predicted model, not a curated record. Gene Ontology annotation, cellular component: perinuclear region of cytoplasm. Gene Ontology annotation, molecular function: RNA binding. NCBI's taxonomy places the organism in Eukaryota, Viridiplantae, Streptophyta, Magnoliopsida, Asterales, Asteraceae. The transcript is spliced from 5 exons. The coding region runs from base 200 to 2284 and encodes 694 amino acids.